CAGCUCUGGGGGCAGCUCAUGUGACCUCCCACCCAGGAUCCCAGCACCAUGACGGUUUCAUACACCCUCAAAGUGGCAGAGGCUCGCCUCGGAGGCUUCUCCAGCUUGCUUCUCCGCUGGAGGGGAAGCAUCUACAAGCUCCUCUACAAAGAAUUCCUCCUCUUCAUUGCCCUGUAUGCUCUGCUCAGCAUCAUCUACCGGCUCCUGCUGACCCAGGAGCAGAGGCAUGUGUAUGCUCAGGUGGCCCGAUACUGUAAUCGUUCUGCAGAUCUCAUCCCCUUAUCCUUUGUACUGGGUUUCUACGUGACCCUGGUGGUGAACCGCUGGUGGGCCCAGUAUACAAGCAUCCCGCUGCCAGACCAGCUGAUGUGCGUCAUCUCGGCCAGCGUGCAUGGUGUAGACCAGCGUGGCCGCCUGCUGCGCCGCACCCUCAUCCGCUAUGCCAACCUGGCGUCCGUGCUGGUGCUGCGCUCGGUCAGCACCCGCGUGCUCAAGCGCUUCCCCACCAUGGAGCACGUGGUGGACGCAGGUUUCAUGUCCCAGGAAGAGAGGAAAAAGUUUGAGAGCCUGAAAUCCGAUUUCAACAAGUACUGGAUCCCCUGUGUCUGGUUUACCAACCUGGCCGCCCAGGCCCGGAGGGAUGGGCGGAUCCGUGAUGACAUUGCUCUCUGUCUGCUGCUGGAAGAGCUGAACAAGUACCGGGCCAAAUGCAGCAUGCUAUUCCACUAUGACUGGAUCAGCAUCCCUCUCGUCUACACCCAAGUGGUGACCAUAGCGGUAUAUUCCUUCUUUGCCCUCUCCCUGGUUGGCCGCCAGUUUGUGGAGCCUGAGGCAGGGCGGGCCAAACCUCAGGAGCUUUUAGAGCCGGGCCAGGAGGCGGCGUCCACCAUGGGGGACCUGGACAUGUAUGUGCCUCUCACUACUCUGCUGCAGUUCUUCUUCUAUGCUGGCUGGCUCAAGGUGGCGGAACAGAUUAUCAACCCCUUUGGUGAGGAUGAUGACGACUUUGAGACCAACCAGCUCAUAGACCGCAACUUGCAGGUGUCUCUGUUAGCCGUGGACGACAUGUACCAGAACCUGCCUCCCGCCGAGAAAGACCUGUACUGGGACGAAGACUCCGCGCAGCCGCCCUACACGGUGGCCACGGCGGCCGAGGCUCUGCGGCCUUCCUUCCUGGGCUCCACCUUCAACCUUCGCGUGAGCGAUGACCCCGAGCAGAGCAUGCAGGUGGAGGCGUCCCCAGGGUCCGCUCGGCCGCUGCCUGCCUCGCAGACCCCGCUGCUCGGCCGCUUCCUGACUGCGGGAGCACCCUCCCCGGCCAUCAGCCUCAGGACCUUCGGCCGCGUAAGAGGAGCCCCCUGGACCCCGCGUGUGUCGCGCUUACGAGCGGAGGAGAGUGGCGACCCCGAGGCCGCGGACCGCAUUGAGGAGGCGUCAGUGCGGUCAGAGGACGAGGCCGGGGAGCCCUGAUCGGAGGCUGCCGGGCACAGGCCGUCCUGC
Odobenus rosmarus divergens (Pacific walrus) is the source of this 1500-nucleotide messenger RNA. RefSeq names its product bestrophin 4 (gene BEST4). The transcript is spliced from 9 exons. The coding region runs from base 49 to 1470 and encodes 473 amino acids. Lineage: Eukaryota; Metazoa; Chordata; Mammalia; Carnivora; Odobenidae. Gene Ontology annotation, molecular function: chloride channel activity. The record is from RefSeq and is a predicted model, not a curated record.